AUGCCGAGCAGCCGAGCCGCCCAGCAGCCGAGCCGCCCAGCAGCCGAGCCGCCCAACAGCCGAGCCGCCCAGCAGCCGAGCCGCCCUGCCGCCGAGCCGCCCUACUAUCGAGCCGCUGCUGUUCCUACCGGUGCGCCCCAUCCCUCCUUCCUCGGACUGUGCGAUAGGGCAGACGGACUCUCUCUGUUCGAUCUCACCUCUGGUGCCUCUCCUGCCCCGCCUGCUACUGCUGACAGCACUGUUUGCUCACAGUGGGCCACACGCGAUGCUGUUGCUCGCCUUGCUGUGCGUCGCCACUUACUGACCACUGAGCGUGCACACUUUAGCCAGUACAAGAGUGCUCAGACCUUGUACGACGCUGUAGUUGCACGCUACUCUUCCCCUGCCACUGCUGCACUGAGCCGCCUCAUGCUACCAUACCUCUUCCCUGACCUUGCUGCCUUUCCCACAGUCGCUGACCUCAUUACGCACCUCCGCACUAGUGACGCUCGCUACCGCGCAGCGCAUCCUGCUGAUUUCUGCGCCAAGAACCCCCCCCCCCCCAUGUACAUCACCCUCUACUACAUAGUCACCCGGCUCCCUGACUCUCUCCGCGUAGUUAGGGACCACUUCCUCUCAGUUUGCCCCACCACUCUCACCGUUGACCUCCUCGAGAAGGGCCUCCUAGCAGCAGAGAAGAGCUUAGUCAUUCUGCGGCCGACCUCGUUGGUUUCGAGUCGGUCGGCGCUGCGUCUGCCCCAAGCGGGAGACGCCGCACCGGCAAGGGCAAGGGGGGCUAGGGCGCUGGAGGGGCUAGCGGGGGCAGUUGAAGUGGUGGUGGAGGCAAUGGAGGGGGUGGGGGUGGUGGUGGGAGUGGUGGCGGGGGUGGAGGUGUCGGUGGCAGCAGUGGAGGCGGAGGAGGCGGCGGCGGUGGCGGAGGGAGCGGAGGCGGCGGAGGUGGUGGAGGCGGCGGAGGCACCGGAGGUGGCGGAGGCGGCGGUGGCAGCAGUGGACCUCGUCGCAGCUCUGAGCAGAGCAGAGGCUCCGGUGGUGGUACGCACCAUGAGCAGCAGCACAGUCGUGAGACCCUGUCCCCUUAGUAGCUUCGUGAGUGGUACGCUGUGCGUCAGCGCGGUGGGAAUACGGGUCCCUGCACCUACGUUCUCCGCACCGGCGAACGCGCUGGUGAGCAGUACGGGGGCCCGCACUCCACCCAGCGCUGCUUCGGCCGCCUGA
This is a messenger RNA of Closterium sp. NIES-65, 1215 nucleotides long. Lineage: Eukaryota; Viridiplantae; Streptophyta; Zygnematophyceae; Desmidiales; Closteriaceae. The record is from the annotation of a GenBank genome assembly.